Molecule: messenger RNA, 312 nt
Organism: Rhizophagus irregularis DAOM 181602=DAOM 197198
Lineage: Eukaryota; Fungi; Glomeromycota; Glomeromycetes; Glomerales; Glomeraceae
Source: RefSeq, a predicted model, not a curated record
AUGAAAUCGACCGACGAUACUAAAGAUGAAACUAAUGGUAUCGAUUACAGUAAACCACAUAACGGUAAACCUAUUAUGGGGAUAGAAGUAUCACCAAAUGGAAAAUAUGAUCUUGUUAGUUACGAUGAUCGUUCAAUUAUCGGAUGGAAUCUUAUGAAUUUGUUUAUUGGAUUAUUCAAUAUGGCAAUCGAAAAGGAUAAUAAUAGAAUUUCAUAUUUAAUGCAGAAGGCGGAGAUUUUAGCUGAAAUUGAAUUGUUUUAUCUAUUGCCACAUCAAAGACGUUGGCAUACAUGGUUUCCUGAAGUAAUGUAA